Molecule: messenger RNA, 3126 nt
Organism: Caenorhabditis angaria
Lineage: Eukaryota; Metazoa; Nematoda; Chromadorea; Rhabditida; Rhabditidae
Source: the annotation of a GenBank genome assembly
AUGCCUCUUUUCAAAAGGAGGGAUACGGCGGGUCCCGCAGCGAAUUCGCCGAUUCGCGAGAAGUACGAUUUUCGAGAUGUGUUGGGCACUGGAGCGUUUUCCAAGGUUGGUCAGAAAUGUGUGUUAUGACGUGGCAAAACUUCUAGUUUUUGAAAUUGAAGACGUUUCAGCUUUGUUCAAUCUGAAAAUCUGAAAUUUUCUACAGGAUUUUCAGAUUAAAAAUUGGGCCAUUAGGAAUUAUGAGACAGGGCGUCUAGACAAAAUUGAUCUUCUGAUGUAACAAAAAUUUGUUAAUUUGGAUUUCCGGGCACAUUUUUGCCACGUCAUAGCUCUUCUGAGGUUUGAUUUUCUGCCAAAAAUUUUCAGAAUUCUGAAAAUCGCUAGUUUGCAAUAAAAUGUUUCCCAAUCAAAUCCAGAAUUCCAAAAAUUGUUCCAAAUUUCCCACGUCUUAGCUGUAAGGCAUCUAGGAGUUCUAAAAAAAAUUCAAGAUCAGAACGCGCCCUUUUGCCACGUCAUAACCUCACAUUUAUUUCAAGCCCCCAAAUGUCUUAAAAAUAUCUUAUGACGAAACAAAGUCAGCUGCUACUUUUUCUAGCUAAAAAUGGAGAAAAAAUCAAUGUUGCCAUGGGGUUUUUUUUUCUAUUCACGCUAAAAUGAAUAAUGAAAGUUAGUUAGUUCAAGUCGAGAUGAUGAUUCACUAUUUUUAAUCUUCCAACAAAAUCCCAAAGGAUUAUCAUCCAAAUAUCCAUUUCGUCUAAUUAGAAAUGGAUGUUCCUUUAACACCUGGGUCUCAUCACGAUCUAAAAUUUUUUGCAGGUCUUCUUGGCCGAAUCAAAAUGUGAGCCCGGUCAUAUGUUUGCCGUCAAAUGUAUCGACAAAAAAGCACUUAAAGGCAAAGAGGAAUCGCUCGAAAAUGAAAUUAAAGUGUUGAGAAAGUGAGUGCGGGCCUUCUUGUCUUGUUUUACACCCCAAAAGGAUAUCGGGUGAAGUGGCGGGUGAUUGUUGAGAUUUAAAUGCGGAUUCUAGAAGGCUUUUUGAGAUCCUAGAAUCUUAGGGAACCUCAGAGACUUUAGGAAAGCCUUAGGUAAUCUUUGAGAACUUUAGGGAUCACACAGUAAUCAGCCAAGUUUAAAGGAACAUGCUGAAAAAUGUCUGCAUAUCUAACUUGUUCAGGUUUUUUAUUCAAUUUUUUCCGUCUCGAGUUAGAUCUGCAGGUUAUUCUACCGUACUCAGCAAACUUUAAACUGUAGAGCUUGGCCUAAAAAUGUUGAUCUACAUUUUUUAAAUCUUGAACAUUUUAUAGAAGCUACAGUAUCCCAGGAUUACUGUAGAUUUUGGCACAAAGAUUUUGAUCUACAAAAUUUUGGAAACUGAAUUCUAUCACUUUUUGAAGAAGCUACAGUAUUCCAGGGUUACUGUAAUCAGAAUUUUGAUUAAAGUUCGUCUCCCUCUAAAAAUUCUAGCCAUUCUAGCUUUUGUCACGUGUUCUUGUUUCGUGUGUAGUUUGCUCUUCUGAUUAUCGAAUGUUUCCGCGAAUCUUCCAGAUUUUCCAGACUUCGUCAUAACAACAUUGUACAGCUGUAUGACACAUACGAUGAGAAACAAUUUGUAUAUCUAGUCAUGGAAUUAGUCACCGGUGGAGAGUUGUUUGAUCGAAUUGUAGCGAAAGGAUCGUAUACAGAGAAGGAUGCGUCGCAUUUGAUUAGACAGGUGAGCUGAGGGAACAAGCUUUGAGAGUUGACUUUUAGAAAGAGGAAGGAAGUGCAGAUUAAUGAAGCAAGAAUAUUUGAUGAGAUCAAACACCGAGAGAUUUAAAAUUCUGAAAAAUGUAGGAGAUCUCAUAUGUUUUAAAGAUGGAUAGAGAAUUUUUAAAGAGAAAAGGGUUUACUGGGAACAAGGCUGAAGAAUAACCAGGAACUCCAGAAUUUCAGGUUUUGGAAGCUGUUGCUUUUAUGCAUGACAAUGGUGUGGUUCAUCGAGAUUUGAAGCCGGAAAAUCUUCUCUACUACAAUCAAGAUGAAGAAUCAAAAAUAAUGAUUUCGGACUUUGGCUUAUCAAAAACCGAAGAUUCGGGAGUUAUGGCAACUGCUUGCGGAACACCUGGAUAUGUUGCACCUGAAGUCCUUCAACAACGACCUUAUGGAAAAGCGGUGGAUGUUUGGUCAAUCGGAGUGAUCGCCUAUAUUUUACUAUGCGGUUAUCCACCAUUCUACGAUGAAAGUGAUGCGAAUCUCUUCGCUCAGAUUAUCAAAGGAGAAUAUGAGUUUGAUGCACCGUAUUGGGAUCAGAUCUCCGAUUCGGCGAAAGAUUUCAUUUCGCAUUUGAUGUGUUGUGAUCCGGAUAUGAGAUAUACUUGCCAGCAGGCUUUGGCACAUCCGUGGAUUAGUGGUGGAACUGCUUAUACACACGAUAUUCAUGGAACUGUUGCGGUGCAUUUGAAGAAGAGUUUGGCGAAGAGGAAUUGGAAGAAGGUGGGGCUUUGAACUUUCUAGGUUUCAAAAUAUGUAUGGUGAAAUCCAAUUGAAUUGCCACGUCAUAACUCAAAUUCAGAAGGUUCUGGAUUUUUUUCAAAUCCCUGAUUUCUUGUUGUUGAAAUUCCAUUUUUGAAAGCCUUUGCCACGUCAUAAGUAGAUUCGGUUUAUGACGUGGAUUUUAAAUUUUCACACCCGCGACUUCGUCAUUUUGUUUUGUUUAUUUGUGUCUAUCACACGAAUUUUAUUUAUAUACAUUUUUUUUGCUAUAAUUAGAUUUUCUCGGGGUUUCAGUCAAGUGGGAAUUUUGUUCUUUAUUUUUUUGAGGAAAAAAUGUGACAGGGAUUUAGUUUUGAUCUCUGGUAAAGUAGAUUUUUUUGAUUGUCCUCAAUUUUUUUGGCACCACAAAAAGGAACCCUAUUUCAUCCCGUGGAAUUUGGGCCCAAAAAUUCAAUGUUUGAUUUUUUCACUGAAAGAACAUUUAAUUCAAAUUUGGCGCCAUUUGAUGCCACGUGGCAUUUGAGCGCGAAAAAUUAAUUUUUGAAUUUUCCAGGCCUACAACGCUGCUGCAGCCAUCCGCCAACUCCAAAUGCUCCGCCUCUCGUCAAAUUCAAAUCGAAUCAAAGCUCAACAACAACCAGCAUUCCCUGUGUGA